ACGCCCAUCAGUCACUUUUUACUCAUCAGAACAGAAUGUGUGAAAUGUUAGACCCAAUCUCUGCCAAGUGUUUCACCGGAAGGGAGAUAAAGUUUUAAAAAUUCUACAGGACUGAAAAAGAGGUCAUUUGGUUCAGGUUUCAAACGUGACAAACCGGUUCAGGGACCGCCUCAAAAGUCCUAUAAAAGCACAGCCUCCAUCAUCCAAAUUCAGAUUUCAACGAGAAGAACUCAAAGAGAGGACGAGAAACAAAACAACCCAGAGGAACUUAAAUCUAAACGCCAAGAUGAUGAUGCAGCAGCUGUCAGAAAGCACCAACCAGAAGAACUCCCUCCUGAACGCCAUGAACCGCUUCAUCGGCGCCGUCAACGACAUGGAUCAGACCAUCCUGCUGCCCAGCAUGCUGCGGGACGUCCCGCUGGAGGAGGAACGGGAGAUGGGCGGCCUCAAGUCGGACGAAGACGAGGGGGACAUGUACAGCUACUACGAGCUGCUCAAGUCCAUCCGCAGCGACAUGGAGUGGGGGGUGCGGUGCGCCUGUGCCGACGAGAGCCGCAAGGAGAGCAUGAAGAUCACUCGCUCCCACUCCUCCGCCUCCACCUGCUCCUCCGCCUCCUUUUUGUCCGGCUCCUGCUCCGAGGAGGAGGACGAGUGCGAAGAUGAGGAUCUGAAGAAGCAGUUCCAGUUCCACCUGACCGGACUGCAGGGGGUUCUGUCCAAGCUGACCGAGCAGGCCAACUCACUCACCAAGCGCUACAAGCAGGAGAUUGGCAUCGCAGGAUGGGGCCAAUGAGAUCCACACAGAAAAAAAAAACAUUUUUCUAAAGUCUUCUCGGCUGAACUGAACUUUUUAUUUUCAUUUUCCCUCAGUGCUGCUGAUGCUGUCAUCUAUCUGUUGAUGAAGAAGGCGGCAGUUUUAUGCUUUUGGUCCUGAUGAAAGCAGGGAUGUUUCUUUUGUUUUGCACACUUGAUGUACUGUGCACAUUUUACAUCCAGGUCAUAUCAAAUGAAACUAUUUAAGCCUCUAUUUAAUAUAUUUAUUACAAAUGUGUACUAUAGAGUUAUAUAAAUGUUUCUGAUGUGGGGAAGAAGGACCGAACAAGACUGGCAAAAGAUUUGACAUCUCUACCUUGAUGAUGAUGAUGAUGUCAAUGAGUUCACAUGGAUUCUUCCUUCACUGAUUCUUUCAAUCUGAGGCAUUGUUUUGAGGUUUUUUUUUUGUUUAGAAGGAGGCAGAUGGUUACUGUAUAGUUGUUUAGCUGCCCAUGAUCUCUUUGUGUCCUACAUGGUCAAUGAACUGGAAUCAAAUGAUAAUUCUUCUGCAAGGAGAAUAAUGAGGGUUUCCAUAAGAGGCUGUUUUUGUUGUUGUUGUAAUUUAGCCCAUUUGGUAUUAUGAUUGCAAGGUCCAUCUGUCAAAGCAAGCAAUUACUUUUGUAUGCACAUUUUUAUACCUGUACUUAAUAAACUUUUAUAUGAAUGUAAUGGU
Cyprinodon variegatus (sheepshead minnow) is the source of this 1486-nucleotide messenger RNA. It is a transcript of the gene mid1ip1a, whose product is annotated as MID1 interacting protein 1. Gene Ontology annotation, biological process: regulation of lipid biosynthetic process. Gene Ontology annotation, cellular component: cytosol. The transcript has 2 exons. The coding region runs from base 287 to 793 and encodes 168 amino acids. NCBI's taxonomy places the organism in Eukaryota, Metazoa, Chordata, Actinopteri, Cyprinodontiformes, Cyprinodontidae. The record is from RefSeq and is a predicted model, not a curated record.